UAACUCGACUUUUGUAACUGACAUUGACAUUCUCGCAUCAGUAAACAAAUUUUGUGAAUUUUUUUUUUAAAUAAAUUUUAUGCAUUUCUUUUAUCAAAACGAGGUGAUAGGUUGUUAAAAAUGCAUAUUAGCUGUUGUGCUAGUAUAUCCUGAAAUUGAAAUUCAAUCAAGCAAAAUCGAAAGCCAUUGCAUUAACAUUGUUAGUUUUAAGGCUCAUCAUUUGCUGAAUUUAGGAAAAAAUGGGAGUUGUAUUAGCGAAAUUUAGGAAGCAAAAAACGACCUAUCAAAUUCUGGAGAAAUUGGAGGAAGACAUAAAGGAGGCCGAAGCGUUAACAAUCAGUACGAAAGAGAAGCAACGGCGAUUUAUUGUCAAUUUGUAUCUGGUAUCAAUCGGUCUGUUGGUUAUUGGUUGUCUGCUUUACUAUUUCUACUUUCUACCGCCCACAUGGAGCAAACGAAUCGUGUACACAAUCCCUCUGCUAGCAGCGUCCGUUUUCGUGAUCUGUCUAGGCCGAUUAGGAUCGUGGUUUUUCCAAAAGCGACUGAACAAAAACUCUACCAACUUAACGAAGUUGCGUGAAGAAAAGAAAAAGAUAAUCGAAAAAGUCAUGGACACAGAAACGUAUAAGGUUGCCAUUGAAUUACUUAAUCGAUUCGGUGAUAAAACGAACGACCUUAAAGUCCAAUCUAAUACCGGAGGUAAAAGGGCACUCAAGCCUCCGCAUAAUCAUUCCAAUAACAUUCCUAAACCAUUUCCAGCAAUAACACAGUCACCCGUUCCAUCCACACUGAAUAACAGAAAUUUAACACAAGCACGAAACCGUAUCGGUCAAUCCCCUCAAGUCAAUACAUUGGAUAGAACGAACUUUCCAAGCACACCGUUGGGUGUCGCCCCUAAAACUCCCAUAUCAAACAAUCCUAGCCGUGCAUACGUUUCACCGUACAGUACACCAUCAUCAAACUAUCAACUUCAGUAUCGUACGCAGGUGAAAACCCCAUUUCCGAUCAUUAAUCAAAAUGAGAAAAAGUUUUUCGACAAAAUAUUGGAUUUUCUAAUGGGAGAAGGUCAGAGCAGUCUGUAUGGAAUGGUUUGCAAGGAAUGUUACGGACAUAAUGGAAUGGUUUCGCUCGAAGAAUACGAAUACAGUGCAUUCCGGUGUGCAUUUUGUAAAGUACUUAAUCCGGCCAAGAAAAUCCGGCCCAAAGCUCCAGCACUUUCGAUCGAAAAUAUCGGCUCGACGAUCCAGUCUAGCAGUUCAACGUCAUCGUCCGAUAAGGAUUCUGGAUCCGAAACAGAAGAAAAAAGCAACAGUUUGAUGACUGGAUCGCUUCCGCUCAGUGGUGCUGAGGAUGUGUCACAUCAACAAGUGUCUGGAUCGGAGUCGAACGUUGAACCAUCCGUCGACGAUGAUAAUGUACAGCCAUCACAGUUAAGCGAAGAAAAAUUGGAUGAAAAUGUGGAGGAGAAAUCUGCGAUUGAUAAAAAAACCGACUGAACGUGUGAUGACGUUUUGGUUGGGGAAAUUUUUCAAUUAACAAAAACAAAUCAAAUAAUUUGAUAAGCAAUGAAGUAAAAAGUGCCCGACUGUGGUUCAAUAAUUUUUUUUAAAUUUUCUUCUCCGAUAAAAUAGUUAAUCGAAUCAACGAAAAUUCAGUCAAACAUUCACCCAACUUUUAGUUAGUUACUUUUUGGACAUAUUUUGGAGUUUGUACUUUUGUGUUUCGUUGUUGUUUUUAGGAGACCAAACGUAAAUGUAAAUAGCAAUUAACUUGUAAAUUUAGUGAGAGAGAGAAAAAACAUAUGAAUUCAAUGGCUCACGUUGAAUAUCGCGUUUCAUCCCAGUCAUCAGAGUAAGCAUACUUUACCCUUUCAUUCGAUACCGUUUGAUGGUUAAGUGAACUUUCAUUUUUAGUAUUUAUGUAAUAAAACAUUAAAACCUUUCAUCCUUCUUCUAUUGCUUUAUAAUUUUAACAAUAAAAUGUAAUUAAUAAAUUCGUUGCAAUUAUU
Messenger RNA from Bradysia coprophila, 2008 nucleotides. RefSeq names its product zinc-ribbon metal-binding protein lunapark (gene Lnpk). Gene Ontology annotation, biological process: endoplasmic reticulum tubular network organization. Gene Ontology annotation, cellular component: endoplasmic reticulum tubular network. Lineage: Eukaryota; Metazoa; Arthropoda; Insecta; Diptera; Sciaridae. The record is from RefSeq and is a predicted model, not a curated record.